Messenger RNA from Fimicolochytrium jonesii, 4710 nucleotides. RefSeq lists its product as uncharacterized. Lineage: Eukaryota; Fungi; Chytridiomycota; Chytridiomycetes; Spizellomycetales; Powellomycetaceae. The record is from RefSeq and is a predicted model, not a curated record. The transcript has 6 exons. Gene Ontology annotation, molecular function: lipid binding. The coding region runs from base 295 to 4662 and encodes 1455 amino acids.
CCAUGUCCAACCCAGGCACCUAAACGCGCUGGUGACGUACAUACUGUACCUACUACGAACAGUGCUGAUUGCCGACGCACGUUUUAACACGGCGAAGUUCGCUCAAAGGCUGAGGCCAGCGCCGUCAGCGAAUGCCCGUUUCCCGGAGGAACUCCAUCGGUACAUACAGCAGAACUGCUUAUACUUCUUCGAGGAGAGACGACAGGGCUUUGAGUCACCUGCUGCUGCGUUAAACUCACCCAACCAAGCGCAGGGGAUGCAUUUCUAACCUCGCGGAAAGUUCACCCGAAGGAAAUGCAGAACCCCGACGGCUUCCCUGAUCUGCUGAUCACGGCUCACACUUUGUAUAAGAAGUUUAUCUCCGCCACCGACUGGGAAGAGCUGAAAUCGGGACAACAUGAUGUGCCGGGUGGUUUUACCUUCCGAGCAUUCGCACGGCGAGGCACCCAGUCUUCACAGUUCAAAGCAAUUGCGACAGUCUCGGAUAGCGGCAUAGCGUUGCGACCGCGCAACUAUGGAGCUGUUUUGAGCGAGGGAUCAGCUGGGACGCAGAGACGGGUUCUUUUUGAUGACAUGUCGAUAGUGAAGAGGUUUGACGGAGCCACUUCGUUACAGCGAUGGCGAAAAGGCUCGGAGGCGGGAGCGCCCGGAGAGUUCCUUUGCAUCAAUCAGACCGUCGCAACUACUGGGACGUUUGUUUCUCUGUCAACUUCCAUUCCUGCAUCCGCGGAAAAGGAGCUUCUCCCUCUGAAUUCUCUCAGCGGUAGCGGAAGCCAGCGCGGACACUUGAACUUGUUCUCCCUGGUGAUCGAGAGAGCGGCGGAUUUCGACGGACUUCGAGCGACAGUGUUGGUGGACAUUGCUACUUCUGCCCCUGAAGCGUUCACAUUCGGAACGAGGGCGGAGCUCGAGGCCACCAUUUGCCAGGAACUUUCGAACUCCUUGUUGGAUGCCGCUCAAAGUUUGAAGAAAGAUGGGUUUAUCCCGCUUCUGAUAGACUACUCUCCGGAUGUCAAGAUCAAACGGGAGAAAUACUUACAUUCCAGCAAGACGUACGCAUUAGACUGGGAGCUGGCUUCCGUCGCGCAUCCCGUGGAAGCGUUAGGGGAGUCUACAGCUUCCCUUCUUUCGCACGUAGCUCAGGCUCCCAUGGUGGAAGUAAGACUGGAUUAUCGGCGGUGGCUGGGCCGGAGCAGGGGUUUGCGGAUAUCGCUCGCGAUGGAGACCUCAAAUGGUGAAGUCGAGACGGAUCUCAACAAAUUGGUGGAGGUGACGGCGGAUGAGGAAGGAGGCUACCUCGUCGCAUGUCUCUUUGAGGAGCAGCGGAGGCCAUCCGCUUUUAGCAUCCAGCUCAGCGUACAGGACGCACCUGGAGUAGAGGUAAACGGAACGCUGCUGGAAAUGACCGUUCCUCCGGACAUCAGGUCCCGUCAAGCAUCUCUAAUUCAUAUAGGCCAUUCGUCCACAAACGAUGAGGCCGCCGCCCUUAUGACUGCGAAGAAAGAGGCGGUAGAACCAGCAAUACCUUGUCGAACGUCGAUGACGCAGAACAUUAGUCUUCCCCUGUAUCAGCAUCGAUUCCUCAACAAGGUCAUCGAGGCUUUCGACUUUUUCAACACUUUGCUAUGGGAUAGCACUUUAAGGCUUGUCACGACACAACGGGACAUCGCCAUUUACAAGCGAGAAGUAUUAGAUCAUCCGAUAGGCAUCCUAAAGGGUGCGGGGGUGUUUGCUGGAGGGCGGCAAGCUCUGUGGGAUGCGUUGGCGGUGCUGCAAACUGCUGGCGCGAGAAAACUUUGGGACUCGAACGUCGAAGAUAGCGUUUUGGUGGAACAUCUGUGUCCAGUUAGCACUAUUCAACAUGCACUCAACAAGGCGGUUUGGCCUACAAGCGCGCGUGAUGCUAUUGUUGUCAGCACGAUGAUCGACGGGCAGGAUCGGGUGCAAGCCUUUGUCACUUCUGUCUCGGAUGACCCAGCAAUACCAGCUUUGAAGAGUGGCUGGGUCCGCGCAAUUGUAGAAGUUGCUGGCUGGGAUCUGGAACUUCUACCUGACGAUAAUGUGAAGAUCACUCAUAUCAUCAAGUUUGAUCCAAAAGGGUGGAUCCCGUCUAGUCUCCUGAACGCGGUCUCAACGCAGAUCCCGCUCGCGGUUGAUGCGGUUAUGUCCCACGUGCGGAAGCAUGGCGCCCCGCCGUACACAGUGAAGUGCCCUCUAGGAUGCCACAUUGAUAAAACCGAAUACUCUCACCCAUAUCUGAAGUUUACUCUAUCGGCAAAGUCACGGUCCGCAGUCGCAGAUGGAACAGCGAAGACACUUGACGUUCGCGUUGAUCUCUCAACGUGGUCGCAAGGCAACGUGGCGAUAACUUCUUCAGCAACUGUCAGGCUGCGGCGAGUUCGCAAAUACGGCGCUGCUUCCGUGAUUGUAAGUUGGGAGCCUUUGGCCGAUGAGAAUAUCAAUGUACAGAUAGCCAAAGGCCAAGCAGGGUCCGGAAUCCUCCUCAAUGGCGUCAAGCAAGUUUUGCCUGAGUUUGAAGGGGAGAUCGCUCAUGAAGAGACAAAGGCCCUGCCUUCAGCACCGCAACCAGUUGAUCAGCCAGCGGCGCAAACUCUCCCUAGGACCAGAGCCGCAGAGCUGGAAAUAUCGACAGCGAAAUCAUCAGGUUCGCCAAUGGAUGAUCCCGGUUCGAAAGGGGUCAGUGCUCCAUCUGUGGAUAGCGUGCGCCCAGCGAUUCCCGCAAGUGGCACACAGUGUCGGCCAGAACCACCCGCGAAUGAGUCGGAGAUUGCCCGUUUGAGUGGCGUGAAGAAAACCGCCAUAUCGACCACCGCCAAACUCUUGAAGACGCAUAACAGCGUUGAGGGAUGGACUGCUGUCACGGGGGGCUCGUCCGGCCUGAAUCUUCACAGGAAGGAUGUGGUCGGCUUCGUACCUAUCAUGAAAAGCGAAAAGGUCAUCGAGAACUUUGCGCCCAUGGAUAUUGCAGCAGUCAUCAAGUCGUACGGGUGUAGACAAGUAUGGGACGACCUGCUUGAUGGAGCCAAGUACCUUGAGCACUGCAAUAAUGGUAUUGCAUUGUCAUAUCUCACCUACGCGACCAUGUAUCCCAUGAGCCGAAGGGACAUGUACGUGAUAUCACACGAGCAUACGGUGUCGGUUCAAGGGAACACUGGUUCUCCCACCAUAGCAAUAGCGACAUCCAGCAUAAACGAGGACCUCAUCCGCCCAGAUAUGCUUAGCUGCAUGAUUAAGGGCGCUGUGCGAGGAACUCUGCCUAUCUGCGGCUGGAUCCUAGAACCGGUUGAUCCGUACGCUAGUCAACAAUACCCAAUACCGUCCACGAAAGCGACAUUUUACUUUCAAAUCGAUCUUGGAGGCUCGAUAUCACAUUGGCGCGGCCUGUACAGCAUGAUUGUCGGAAACGCGCCGAAGCAUCCAGCGCGCGUGGAGGCAUAUUUGAAGGAACAUGGAGUGCCACCAUAUAUAGUGAACACGACCAUCGGGGGCAGUAACCAAGAUGGGGCGAAUGGCAAGUUACAGCUCACCAGCUUCAACGUCACUAGCGAGGACUUUACGCACGCCACCAGUCAAUAUGCCGUCGCGUUCGUGUUCACAUAUGAAGGGUCUCUCGCAAAAACGCCAAGGAAGGCGUCUGAAGCGGCAACGACCCUCGAUGCUGAAGUUGAUUCAUUGAGCGACCUGGAGGGUCGCCGUGUUCUUGUGACGGACAUCGUCAUUGACCUCACUCGGUAUCGGAGCGGCUACAAGGUUGACUAUGACUCGAAAAUGACCGCGGAUUCCGAAGUAUUGGAAGUCGAGAUUGAAGAGGUGCCACCGCCCCCAACGCACAGUGCCACGCAUUUUCCCAAAAGCACUGCGAAGGUUUCGCCCACGAUCAACAGCGCCAGCACCGAGUCAGGGGAAGAGACGUCACCGCUCGAGUCUCUGGUUCCUGAGCCCGACAAGAAUAAGGACAGCUCCAGUCGCCCAAUACCGUCUCUGAUCGCUCCAACUGCGUAUGGAUCCAAGCAUCGUGUAAAGGUUUGGCUGGUGGAGAACGUGCCCCGUCAGCAAAAAAGGACGUCGUUAACAUCGGCAGCUGCAACUGUAAGUUGCAACUUGAGGAUCAGUCCUGCAACUCAGAAGCGGAUCGGAGUCGCUGGGGUUUGGUCUGCGCCGGUGGGUGGCGAUUACUCGUGUCCAGUCACGGUGAACGAUACGCGAGUGGCGAUCACGAAGCCCAGUGGAAAGCAGCGGGGAAAGAUAUCUCGCAAGACCAGUCGGAAUUCCUUUGGGUCCGCACGAUCGAGCGAGGUUUCAAAAUGGCACGAAAACUCAAGCACAGAUCUGGCGCAGUUGGCAGGCGGUCCAUCCGGGUCCGAGCCUCAGGGAGGACUGGGCUUCGGAUCAUUCCUGAACCGCAGAAGACCGACCAACUCCCCAGAACCCGUUACGUAUCGCAAGUAUGCCCUUACCAUCCACAUCGGCGACAAAGCGCAAUCACCCAAGCGGCGGCGGUUAUUCGUCUCCGAGUCAAGAAAAGAAAGCGAUGUCAUUCUCAAACGGCACGCCCUCAUCAGCCGUCACAAACGCAAGUCAAGCCAUGCUGGAUAUGCUAGCAGCAGACCGACAAAUGGAAACACCGCCGCCAUUCAAUGACGCUGAGGGUGAUGUAGUGCCAAAGCGACGUCCAAUUUCAGCAGCCGA